UGUCAAAGUGACUUGUAAGUCUUUACAGUAAGGACUGUUAUAUUGUUUGGUAAAUAGUGUAUUUAAUAAGCGACCGUAUUCUGGUAUCAUGAAGAAAUCGUUGGAGAAAAAUCGUUGUGGAUAUUGUGAGAAGGUAUUCUGCUGCAUUGAAUGUCGAAGGAAACACGAAAAGAAAAAUCAUCCCGUUCACGGACCCAAUUGUCUCUUUUGCCGACGGAAGGAUGUACAAACGCGUUAUUUCGAGGAUCCAGAAUUCCUGUGUCACGUGGUAAUCAAUCAUCUUCCACUGUACUGUAAAUUCUGUGGCGAUGAGUUCCGGAGCAUCGAGGAUCUACAGUCCUUGGGAAGAUGUCGACUGUGGAGUGUGAAAAAAACUUUACUAGUGACACCAUCACCCCUAGGUACAAAGACGUCAGGUCCUCUUAAAACUUAUACGCGAAAAGAGGGUUCUUUGGACGGAGAGUAUACUGGUAAUUUUGGUAGCUUCACUUCGCCACCUGAACUUUCCAGGAAUACAAGUACGCCAAUGCAUGGCGAAGUUGUCCGGCAGAAUACGAAUUGUGAGUAUAAGAUAGCAAAGACGCCCAAUUUCUCAUUCAAAACGCCAAAAACGCCUUCCUUGACGGAAAGAAAAGCUGAGGACUCGCAAAACGUUGAUGGCAGCUCUAAAGAUAGUUGGGAUACACAUUUUGUGAGUUUCUCGCAGCUUUGGAAGGCCAACUCUAAGGGAGAAGAUACUCCUUUAAGAUCCGCAUUACCAUUUUCUCAAAGAGUAAGGGGGCAGGAUUCUCGAAAGGAAGGUAUCAUCAAUUCUGGAUGGAAGUUGGGGGCAAUGCAGGAGGAGGUUCAGGAUAUGGAAUUAACUGAUGUACAAGGUAGUGAUAUAUUAUUGGCACGCGAUAUUAACGGAGGUGAACUUCCUACUCCGCCGGAUGUCACAUCGGGAUCGAACAAGUCUAAAAAAGAAAGAAGAGAGUCUAUUAAGAGAGUUCGAUUCUCAGAUCAGUUUAUUACCACUGGAAGUUUCGACAUUACUGAGAACGAGUUUUACGACGCUCGUGAGACAAUGGCAGACAGUAUGUCGACGGGUCAAUCAUCAUUAAACAAAGCACAGAUGAAUCGCGAAAACGAGAGAAAUGCUGAAAAGGAGAACAUUGAUAGUAAUGAAAUUCCUCCAAAACAUUCACCGGAAACCAACAGCAGGCUCGCGAGUUCGUCACGGGUUGUGAUGAUGGUCCUCGUGGAAAACACUGGCGAACUAUCUCCUUCUAGCUUGGCCCCCUUGAUAGAUUCUAGCAUAAGAAAACUCGAAGAACGAUCUUCAGAAAGUAUUUACUCUUCAGUGAUAUCUAAUCUUUCUGCAAGUCAAACGUCCGCUUCCAAAAGUCUUAGAAGAUCUACAUCGUUGGACAGUUAUAGACAAUCUAGUGUGAAACAUUUCUCAAAUUCUCCAGAGGUUUCUACCAAGUCCCAGGUUUCAGAGAUCUCUGCUGCGGGUGGAAUAUUUUCAGCAGUAGCCCAAGCUAUGAAAUACGCUUUUAGUAAUCUUACUGGUGUGGGAACUUUCAGAAACAUUUGCAGAGAACCAAUAUCCCAGAGCGCAAAGUCACUAUCCAGAUCUUGGACGUCAGAAUCCAUUCUCGUCACUCCACCCUCUACAUCUUCUGUCGUAUCUCGAAAACGUCCAAGGGAUAUCGUCGAUAUAAUGCCUACGCGUCAACGUGAUACACCCGAGACAGAGAGUGAAUCUUGGAGUCCACUUGCUAAAAGACAGCGUGGUUGGUACAAAAUCAAAGCCAGAGAACCUAUUGCCAGAAUGAGAACACUGGAAGCGAAUCAGGCUGCUGUCACUAGAGGCGUUUCUUCAGAGACUCAGAGAUUUACACAAGGUUCCUUGUCGGUUGGUGAUACGGUACUGCCUAUCCCAGCAAGAGCUCAUCAGUCUACACAGACUGACUAAUCAAAGAAUUUUAAAAAUAACCCACAUAUUUCAUGGUUUUCUAUACAUUUUUUAAUACUUUUAGUUAUGAUUUUUAUCUAAUACUAUUAGUGUUUUAAAUUAUUUAGAGCUUGGAAAGCAUUUUGACUAAGUAUAUUUUAUAACAAUAUGUGAAAGCAUUUAUUUAAAAAAAUACAAAUAUUAUAUGCUA
Cephus cinctus (wheat stem sawfly) is the source of this 2150-nucleotide messenger RNA. RefSeq lists its product as uncharacterized. The record is from RefSeq and is a predicted model, not a curated record. The coding region runs from base 89 to 1960 and encodes 623 amino acids. The transcript has 3 exons. NCBI's taxonomy places the organism in Eukaryota, Metazoa, Arthropoda, Insecta, Hymenoptera, Cephidae.